Messenger RNA from Alnus glutinosa, 1575 nucleotides. RefSeq lists its product as uncharacterized. The record is from RefSeq and is a predicted model, not a curated record. The transcript is spliced from 9 exons. Bases 1 to 1401 code for a protein of 466 amino acids. NCBI's taxonomy places the organism in Eukaryota, Viridiplantae, Streptophyta, Magnoliopsida, Fagales, Betulaceae.
AUGGAAACAACGGCAGGCUUGUCUGCGGCUGUUCAUGCAGUUCUUGAUAAACAUAAUUAUGAGGAUUGGAGUGUUCGGGUACAAACCUAUUUGAUGGCUCAUGAUCUUUGGGUCAUUGUUAAUGCAACCACAGAACAUCCUAAUCUGCUAGAAGAUGAUGAAGCUACUAUUAUGGUUUGGAGAAAGAAGAAUUCCAUGGCUUUGCAUGUGAUCCAGAUUUCAUGCGGAUCGGACGCAUUCUCUAAGAUUAGGAAGAUUACUUCCGCCAGGGAUGCUUGGGAUACUUUGGAAGGAAUGUACGUCCCUAAAAAUACAGGGAUGGACAACAACGAGAGCAAUUUCUAUGAUGAGUAUGUGGCCUUAUCCGACGCUUUGCGAAGUGGUAACUUGUACGAUGCAAGGGAGCUCAUUGAACUCCAACCCAAUGCAGUGAAUAUGGCAAAGCGUAUGCUUAGCGGGAACAAGAAGUUGGUCAGCAUUGGAAAUGCGACAAAUAUACUUCCUGUUGUUAUGGCUAUUCAGUUUAGGCAUACAGCAUUGGCUGGCCAACUCUAUUCUCUAACUCCGCCGGAAGAUCUAAUGCCAGAAAACGGCGUCAAUGGUGCUACGCUUUGUACCCAGGCUAUAUAUACCAGAAAUUUAGAUUUUGCUUGGAGUUUAAUCAAGAGUUGUCCACGUUUGACUCUUGCUUUAGACAGAGAUAAUUGCUCCCCUUUGUAUGCUUUGUCCGCCAUGGCUUAUGCAAUAUUCCAGAGUGGAGAUCAGCUCGCGUGUUGGAACGAUGGAUCUACUCCUCUAGGUACGUGCAUUCAAUCGGCUGGUGCCACCAAUGAAAUUCGUUUGGACGUUGGAAAGGUAGAAAAGCGCCAAAGCGAUCAAGCAAAAACUAUCGGUUCAGUGCUUGCUCGAUUGCGCCAACUGGUUUCAAAUCUACGUAACUUCUCCGGAAUUGAGCAUUUACAUGAAAUGGAGGGGAUCCACGCCCAUUGUCAAAAGCUUUUGGAUCUCAUGUCCAAAGAGAUAUCAAUGUCAAAUAUGCAACAGAGGCAGAAAGGUUGCGUUGAUGGAGCCAUCUUCUGUGCUAUCAAGAACGGAAAUUUUGAGUUUCUUUUUCGUAUUGUUAAAGAAAAUCCAGAUCUUUUGCGGACAGUUGAUAGAGAUUCAAGAAACAUAUUCUUGCUUGCUGUCUUACAUCGACAAGCUAAAAUCUUUAGCCUUAUAUACGGGCUUGAAGAGAAGAAGGUUAUGAUAUAUGAUAGCGAUGCCCAAGGCAAUUUCAUUUUACAUAUGGCAGGGAUGUCAGCACCUUCCACUCUGCUUAACCACAUCUCAGGUCCAGCUUUGGAGGUGCAAAGAGAACUACAGUGGUUUAAGGAGGUGGAGAGCAUUGUCCAUCCCUAGGUUAAUGAAGCUUUAAACAAAGACGGUUUAACUCCCCGUGAAUUGUUUACAAAGAAUCAUAAGGACCUGAUGCAAGCAGGAGAGCAAUGGAUGAAGGGCAUAGCAACUUCUUGUUCAGUGGUAGCUGUUCUCAUCGUCACCAUUACGUUUGUUGCAGCCUUUACUGUUCCAGGU